AUGUCACUUCUUAGAUGCACGGCACACCGCCUAUGUGCUAGCACUGGCUCUUGCUUAAUUGACCCUUUAGCAUCGUCGUCGCGCGUGGCACCGCACAACUUGCAGCUUAUCCACACCCUUGGAACACGACAAUUUUCACUCUUUGGCGAGGGGAUAAAUCACUCGAAACUGCUUGUACAGUGCACGGUGGCUUCGGAACGCUCUCCUAAGUAUGAGGGUGGCAAGAACGCUGCCCUGAGGGGCAAGAAAGCAAGUGCGCGCGGACCUGUCGAAUUUGAAUGUCAGCUGAGCAAUAUGUGCCGCAGCUUCCCACUCACCCUGUCUCUUUGUUGCAGCACGCGCGCCGGCCUUUUGCUUAUCAAUGGUGCAAGGUUUUUGCCGGCGGGUUCAACUGUGCUGGAGGGGCCGGAAUGCACCCAUGGCCAAUUCGUCUACCACGGUCCGCACAUGAACCAGUCGCAUUUGGCAGAGCUUGUUGUUGGGCACAGGAGUCCUAAUUCACCGCUAGAUGAUAUCGCUCAUAUCGAGGCUGUCUUUUUCAGCGCGGUACGUUGCUUUGGCAGCACUUCGAGUACCUGGUUUGGUCAUACUCCAGUCCACACUAUAAAACCUGAGCUCGCGGAUUGUAUUGCCGAGCUGGUGCGUGGCUUUGGGGUUGAUGAUGCGCUCGCUGAAUACGUGGAAUGUAAGGCACAUGCUGUAGAGAAACUGGAGCGGGACGCGUGGGCUCGUGUCUCGAAUAGUGUUUUACCUAACUUAGAGAAACUCUAG
Molecule: messenger RNA, 771 nt
Organism: Leishmania major strain Friedlin
Lineage: Eukaryota; Euglenozoa; Kinetoplastea; Trypanosomatida; Trypanosomatidae
Exons: 1
Coding region: 1-771 (256 amino acids)
Source: RefSeq, a predicted model, not a curated record